ACAGCAGGUGGCGGCAACACAACAUCAAUGCGUCGACUCUGCCUUACCUCGCAAAGAAGAAGAGGACGAAGAAGAGCGUUCUACCGGCGGUUAACCAGCAACGCAAAAUUAUUCACAAAUUAAGCUUAUUCAAAUACUGCAUGUUGAUGAAAAGGACCGGUUUUUAUAUUUUAAUAUGUAAUAUCCUCAUAUAUAAGAGAACUGCCGUUCUUGGAUAAGAUGAAGUAAUGAUGUUUUAAAAGAGGAGCAGUAAACCAAAUGCUAAUAUUAGCCGCGUGUAGGGAAACGUGAGUAUUUGUAUCUUAUCCCUAAGUGUGCCGGUUUCCAUGAAGAUGAGGUGUCACUAUGAAGUAUUGGGAGUAAAAAGAGACGCGGGAGAUGAUGAUCUGAAGAAAGCUUAUCGGAAAUUAGCCUUAAAAUGGCACCCAGAUAAAAACUUGGAGAGCGCCGAGGAGGCCGCAGAGCAGUUCAAGCUCAUUCAAGCAGCUUAUGAUGUCCUCUGCGAUCCGCAGGAGCGAGCCUGGUAUGACAAUCACAGAGAAGCUCUGCUGAAAGGAGGCCUAAGUGGCGAAUAUGAAGACGACAGCAUUGACCUCCUGCAGUAUUUCACAGUCACAUGCUACUCAGGAUACGGAGAUGAUGAGAAGGGCUUUUACACGGUUUACAGGAAUCUUUUUGAGUCCAUUGUUAAGGAGGAGAUGGAGCACAGCAGGAUGGACGACGAGGAAGAGGAAGAAGGGUUUCCUCUCUUUGGAGAUUCUCAGAGCGAUUAUGAUACAGUAGUUCAUGUGUUUUACGCCUACUGGCAGAGCUUCUGCACUCGCAAAAACUUUGCUUGGAAGGAGGAAUACGACACGAGGCAGGCGUCCAACCGCUGGGAGAAAAGGGCCAUGGAGAAGGAGAACAAGAAGACUAGGGAAAAGGCUCGAAAGGAGCGCAAUGAGCUGGUGCGGCAACUGGUGGCCUUCGUCCGUAAGAGGGACCGGCGCGUCCAGGCCCACAGGAAGCUGGUGGAGGAGCAGAACGCCGAGAAGAUCAAGAAGACGGCGGAGCUGAGGCGACAGCAGAAGCUCAAACAAGCCAAGAUGGCAGAGGAGUACAAGGAGCCGAGCUGGGCUGCAAUGUCUGAGCUGGAGAAGGAGCUGCAGCAGAUUGAAGCUCAGUACGGAGAGGAGUUUGGAGACACAUCAGAGAGUGAGGAAGAGGAGAUGGAUGUGGACACAUUUCAGAAAAACAGUGAAAGAGAUGGAGAUGCUGAGCAGACGAACGACGAUGACCCAACCAUCGACUGUUAUGAUGACCUGUACUGCCCGGCUUGUGACAAGUCUUUCAAAUCGGAUAAAGCCAUGAAAAACCAUGAAAAGUCCAAAAAGCACCGAGAGAUGGUGGUGUUGCUACGGCAACAGUUAGAGGAAGAAGACGAUUCGUUCUGCUUGGACGGAAAGGAGGAUGGAGAGAAAGAAAAUGACCUGCAGGAUGAGGAGGACGAAGAAGAGGAACAGCCAAGGCAAAAGCUGUCAAAAAAGCAAAAGAGGAAAAAGAAACAGCAGAAAGUGGUACAGCAAACUACCACUGAGGGUAAAGAGGAGGAGGAGACGAUACCCACACAGACCACCUGUGAGGAAGAAGUCCCUGAAAGGUCAGAAAAUCCUGUACAACCUGAAAAGCAGGAGGACCUUCCCUCUGCAGAAGUCAAAAGCUCUGAAAAAACGAAAGGAAAAAAGGGAGGUGGGAAAGACAAGGCAAAAAACACCAAAUCACACACUGAACAGUUUCCUGAGAAGGAAGUAAAUCUCCGCUGCGUUACCUGCAACGACGAGUUCCCCACAAGAAACAAGUUGUUUGACCAUCUGAAGACCAGCGGCCAUGCUAUUGCUAUUUCUACAAACGCUACUCACAGUUCCACGGGCAAGAGCAGGAAAGAAAAGCGGAAAAACAGAUAAAACAUUCUCACUGUGACUGAUAAGACUUUGACCCCAAAGAAACUCAUUUGGAGAUGUUUUUGCAAUCUGUGUGAGAUAAGUCAAAUACGGACCCUAACCUUCUGUCUAUAAGCUCAAUAGGUGACAGUGAAACAAGAUGUAGUUUUAAAAUAAAAUUUUUAAAGCAUA
This is a messenger RNA of Gambusia affinis (western mosquitofish), 2111 nucleotides long. It is a transcript of the gene dnajc21, whose product is annotated as DnaJ heat shock protein family (Hsp40) member C21. The transcript is spliced from 12 exons. Bases 327 to 1943 code for a protein of 538 amino acids. Gene Ontology annotation, molecular function: nucleic acid binding; zinc ion binding. Gene Ontology annotation, cellular component: cytoplasm. NCBI's taxonomy places the organism in Eukaryota, Metazoa, Chordata, Actinopteri, Cyprinodontiformes, Poeciliidae. The record is from RefSeq and is a predicted model, not a curated record.